Messenger RNA from Erinaceus europaeus (western European hedgehog), 1694 nucleotides. RefSeq names its product penta-EF-hand domain containing 1 (gene PEF1). Bases 121 to 993 code for a protein of 290 amino acids. The record is from RefSeq and is a predicted model, not a curated record. The transcript has 5 exons. Gene Ontology annotation, molecular function: calcium ion binding. Gene Ontology annotation, biological process: COPII vesicle coat assembly. NCBI's taxonomy places the organism in Eukaryota, Metazoa, Chordata, Mammalia, Eulipotyphla, Erinaceidae.
UAACUAAGAUGGCUAGUUUCACUCGCCCAAUCAGAAAUGGGCCUGACCCCAGGUCCCGGGGAGAGGCGGGCUUGAGAUUGGAAGUACCGCCCCUCACUGACGCUUGACGGUGGUGUCGCCAUGGCCAGCUAUCCCUACGGGCAGGGUUGCCCGGGAGCUGCAGGCCAAGUGCCUGGGGCCCCUCCUGGUGGCUACUACCCUGGACCCCCUCAUGGUGGAGGACAGUAUGGCAGCGGGGUGCCUCCUGGUGGUAGUUAUGGAGGAGGUCCAGCCCCUGGGGGGCCUUAUGGACCACCAUCUGGUGGAGGACCCUAUGGACACCCCAACCCUGGGGGAGUCCCUUCUGGAACUCCAGGAGCACCUUAUAGUGGUGGUGCAGCUCCAGGAGGCUCUUAUGGACAGCCAGCUCCAAAUCCCUACGGCGCCCAGCACCCUGGGCCUUAUGGGCAGGGACCUUCUCCAGGUGGUAUCCCUCCCAAUGUGGAUCCUGAGGCUUAUUCCUGGUUCCAGUCUGUGGACUCCGAUCACAGUGGCUACAUCUCCAUCAAGGAACUGAAGCAAGCUCUGGUCAACUCCAACUGGUCCUCGUUCAAUGACGAGACCUGCCUUAUGAUGAUAAACAUGUUUGACAAGACCAAAUCAGGCCGCAUUGACAUCUAUGGCUUCUCAGCCUUGUGGAAAUUCAUCCAGCAGUGGAAGAACCUCUUCCAGCAAUAUGACCGGGACCGCUCGGGCUCCAUUAGUUACACAGAGCUACAGCAAGCUCUGUCCCAAAUGGGCUACAACCUGAGCCCCCAAUUCACCCAGCUCCUGGUCUCCCGCUACUGCCCGCGCUCUGCCAGUCCUGCCAUGCAGCUAGACCGCUUCAUCCAGGUGUGCACCCAGCUGCAGGUGCUGACGGAGGCUUUCCGAGAGAAGGACACAGCUGUCCAGGGCAACAUUCGGCUCAGCUUCGAGGACUUUGUCACCAUGACAGCUUCCCGGAUGCUCUGAUCCAGACCAUCUGUAGCGAGUGGAGAAAACCAGGGGGCCUUGCCUGGGUCCUCAGAGUGGGAGAAGCGUGUGGGCCUCUCUUCUCUUUCUGCCCCUCCUAGAAAAAUGAUUUUUCCCUUGCCUGAUGUAGCACUUUCCUCAAAGAAGGCUGGGGAUCCUGUAUCACAGCCACCAAAUAGUGGAGGCUGAGGCUGAGGCCUGUAGGGGCCUGACCUAGAGAGGACUGUAAGUUGACUGUCUCUGGCCUGAGCAUGUAAAUGGCGCAGUCUUGCAACAGGAGUAGGAGAUGUCACUGUGAUAGGGCCCGCUUGUUCUAAGCUUUCCCUUCUACACCCUGGCACCAGUGGUAAGGGUUCACUGGCAUCUUACCACUAGCCCCUCUGUCUUCACAUACGCUGUACCAUCAGAUGGCCUGUCCUAUCAAUUUUUCCCAUGUGGAAUCUGACUAGACAUGAGAAAUUGUCCACAGGACCAGUGGCUUGAAUGAUAACCACUUCUUUGCCCCCAGAGAAUGUGUAUUAACACCUAACUAUGUGGGGUCUGUCUCUGCUCCCUGGGUAUCUGGCCAGACUAUUCCCCUCUGCAGCUUGUUCCCAGGGGAUAUUUGCCACGUCCCACUGCCAAUGCUUUUUUUUUUUUUUUUUCAUUUGGGGCCAAAAUUUUGUGAAAUUAUAAACUUCAAUAAAGGGUUUAAUUCUGGA